CCCCUCUCUAGCGAGUCGUCCUCCACGCCAGGCAAUGGGACCACACCCGAGGAGUGCCCGGCGCUGGCCGACAGCCCCACCACACUCACCGAGGCCCUGCAGAGGAUCCACCCCAUCCCCGCCGACUCCUGGAGGAACCUCAUCGAGCAGAUAGGGCUCCUAUAUCAGGAAUACCGAGAUAAAUCAACUCUCCAAGAGAUCGAAACCAGGAGACAACAGGAUGCCGAAAUACAGGCAGGAGAUGAUGGGUCCCCGGCCAGCGAAGAGGCCCCCGAGGAGGAAGAGGACGAGGAGGAGGAGGAGGAAGAGGAGGACGACGAGGAGGAGGAGCUGGCCAGCCCGCCCGAGAGGAAGGCUCUGCCCCAGAUCUGCCUGCUCAGUAACCCCCACUCGAGGUUCAACCUCUGGCAGGACCUUCCAGAGAUCCGGAGCAGCGGGGUGCUGGAGAUUCUGCAGCCUGAUGAAGUCAAGCUUCAGGAGGCUAUGUUCGAGCUGGUCACCUCGGAGGCCUCCUACUACAAGAGCCUGAACCUGCUUGUAUCGCACUUUGUGGAGAACGAGCGGCUGAAGAAAAUCCUGCACCAGGCCGAGGCUCACCUCCUCUUCUCCAACGUCCUGGACGUCACGGCCGUCAGCGAGCGGUUCCUACUGGAACUGGAACGCCGGAUGGAGGAGAACAUCGUCAUCUCUGACGUGUGCGACAUUGUGUACCGCUACGCGGCAGACCACUUCUCUGUCUACAUCACCUACGUCAGCAACCAGACCUACCAGGAGAGAACAUACAAGCAAUUGCUCCAGGAGAAGGCGGCUUUUCGGGAGCUGAUCGCACAGCUGGAGCUGGACCCCAAGUGCAAGGGGCUACCUUUCUCCUCCUUCCUCAUCCUGCCCUUCCAACGCAUCACCCGCCUCAAGCUGCUGGUGCAGAACAUCCUGAAGAGGGUGAAGGAACGGUCAGCUCGCGAGUGUACCGCACUGGAUGCCCACAAGGAGCUGGAGAUGGUGGUGAAGGCGUGCAACGAGGGAGUCAGGAAAAUGAGCCGCACAGAGCAGAUGAUCAGCAUCCAGAAAAAGAUGGAGUUCAAGAUCAAGUCAGUGCCCAUCAUCUCCCACUCCCGGUGGCUGCUGAAGCAGGGCGAGCUGCAGCAGAUGUCGGGCCCCAAGACCUCCCGUACCCUGCGCACUAAGAAGCUCUUCCGGGAGAUUUACCUCUUCCUCUUCAACGACCUGCUGGUUAUCUGCCGCCAGAUCCCCGGAGACAAAUACCAGGUGUUCGACUCAGCCCCUCGGGGCCUGCUCCGGGUGGAGGAGCUGGAGGACCAGGGCCAGACGCUGGCCAAUGUGUUCAUCCUGAGACUGCUGGAGAAUGCCGAUGACCGGGAAGCUACCUACAUGCUGAAGGCGUCCUCUCAGAGUGAGAUGAAGCGCUGGAUGACCUCGCUGGCCCCUAACCGGAGGACCAAGUUUGUCUCCUUCACAUCCCGGCUACUGGACUGCCCCCAGGUGCAGUGUGUACACCCGUAUGUGGCCCAGCAGCCGGAUGAGCUGACGCUGGACCUCGCCGACAUAUUGAACAUCCUAGACAAGACAGAGGACGGGUGGAUCUUCGGAGAGCGGCUGCACGACCAGGAGAGAGGGUGGUUCCCCAGCUCCAUGACCGAGGAGAUCUUGAACCCCAAGAUCCGAUCGCAGAACCUCAAGGAGUGUUUCCGUGUCCACAAGAUGGACGACCCCCAGCGCAGUCAGAAUAAGGACCGCAGAAAGCUAGGCAGCCGGAAUCGGCAAUGACCCCAGCCUGCAAGCAGCCAGGCAGCCGGAUCGGCAAUGACCCCAGCCUGCGACCAGCCAGGCGAGGGGUGGGC
Messenger RNA from Chrysochloris asiatica (Cape golden mole), 1859 nucleotides. RefSeq names its product neuronal guanine nucleotide exchange factor (gene NGEF). NCBI's taxonomy places the organism in Eukaryota, Metazoa, Chordata, Mammalia, Afrosoricida, Chrysochloridae. The record is from RefSeq and is a predicted model, not a curated record. The transcript is spliced from 12 exons. Gene Ontology annotation, molecular function: guanyl-nucleotide exchange factor activity; protein binding. Gene Ontology annotation, biological process: activation of GTPase activity. Bases 484 to 1785 code for a protein of 433 amino acids.